CAGUCGCGCUGGAGUCGGCGGUGGGUCUGGUGCGGAGGGAGCCAUGUCGGAGCUGCCGGGGCUCCGGUCCGAGGUGCUGGACACCUGCACCUCGCUGGCGCUGAUGCUGACGGUCGUGCUGUGCAUGGGGCUGGCCCGCGUGGUUGCCCGGCAACAGCUGCACAGGCCCGUGGCCCACGCCUUCGUCUUGGAGUUUCUAGCCACAUUCCAGCUCUGCUGCUGCACGCAUGAGCUGCAACUGCUGAGCCAUCAGGACCCGGCACACCCCACCUGGACGCUGACACUGAUCUACUUCUUUUCCUUAGUGCACGGCCUGACUUUGGUGGGUACCUCCAGUAACCCGUGUGGCGUGAUGAUGCAGAUGAUGCUAGGGGGCAUGGCUCCCGAGAUGGGAGCGAUGAGGCUGUUGGCUCAGCUGGUUAGCGCCCUGUUCAGCAGAUACUGCAUCCGCGCCCUCUGGAGCCUGGGUCUGACCAAGUACCACUUCAGCGAGAGGAGCUUAGCUUGCAAGAAUCCCAUCCACACCGACUUGUCCAAAGCGAUCAUUACCGAGGCCAUCUGCUCCUUCGUCUUCCACAGCGCUCUGCUGCACUCCCAGGAGGUCCGAAGCAAGCUUCGCAUCCACCUGCUGGCUGCACUCAUCACCUUUUUGGCCUAUGCAGGUUUGUCAUUUCCACAAAACACUUGGCGGGUCAGAACCCCCACACUAAUGUGA
Castor canadensis (American beaver) is the source of this 715-nucleotide messenger RNA. Lineage: Eukaryota; Metazoa; Chordata; Mammalia; Rodentia; Castoridae. The record is from RefSeq and is a predicted model, not a curated record.